AUGAAGGCCUUCAGUGAUCUUCGUGACAAGGCUACACAAGCAGUUUCAGGUAAACCGCAGCAGUCUGAGGAUGACCACCAGUCUCUCGCAACUCUGCUCUCUCGAGAAGAAAGGGCAGAGCUCUCGCUUCUCAUCUCUCAAACUACUGAAGAGAUGAGAAGAGACCUGACUAAGGUCUUCGACUACAGGCCUCCUGUCACUGCCAAGCCCCAGCCGAAAGAAGACGAGCAGAAAGCCAUUGACUUGUCGAAGCUGACCCUCAAUGAUGCUGGCUCGACAGUCAGCACUACGGAUCAGACAGACGCACAGGUGAAGGACGAUCAGGAGCAGCAGCAGCAACCAGAGGAGGUGGUCAGCACUCCUGAGUCCAAAGCUUUACGCUCGUCAGCGCUUGCCUUCUUCGAUACUUGGGCUGAUUCUGUCACACUUCGCGUUGGAGAGGUGAUCAACUCUCGGGACCAUGCCGAGCAGUCGAAAGACCACUCCCAGACCAAGGCCCUGGCCGACCAGCCAGCUCAGAUACAGUUUCACCCUACGUCCAGAGAGAAGCAUAUUGCUGAGAAGACUCGCGAUGUAUACUCGGCCGUCGACACACCACUUGCAAGAAUGAGCCACCUCGAGCGCUCUACCAUACUGAACGCUCUUCUCUUGCUUCUUCUGUCGCUUGAGUCGUACCGCUCACAUUCUCGUACGCUUCUUAUCCGGCUUGCCGUGUCAUUACACAUCACUCCCGCCGAACUGACCAAGAUGGAGACCGAGACUGCCUUCGGUCUUCUUACUGCGGCAGCAAAGAUGGACGCUUCGAGUCAGACAGCCAAAGCACAAGAAAAGACUGCCGCAAGUCGCAGUUGGAAGAUCGGCGUGGCUGGUGUAGCAGGCGCAGCACUCAUCGGCAUCACAGGAGGCCUUGCUGCACCGUUCCUGGCCGCCGGUGUCGGGACACUCAUGGGCGGCCUUGGUCUGGGUGCAACCGCAGCGGCUGGCUAUCUUGGUGCUCUCGCGGGCAAUGCCGUAUUGGUCGGGGGGCUCUUCGGCGCAUAUGGCGCUCGUAUGACUAGUCGGUCGAUGGACAGAUUCUCAAAGGAGGUCGACGACUUUGCAUUUCUGCCCGUCAAUGGCUCAUUGGAGGAUGCCGAGGAAGUGCAAAAGAAGCGCCGACGACUCCGACUUACGAUCGGCAUCACUGGCUGGCUUUCCGAAGAUGAGCAGGUCACAGUUCCAUGGCGUGUCUUCGGCGAAGGAGGAGAACCGUUUGCACUCCGCUGGGAACUUCAGGCUCUGAAAGACCUUGGUAGCGCCUUGAAAGACUUCGUGAUGUCUCAGGCGUGGUCCCAGAUCAAGAAAGAAGUGAUCAAGCGAACUGUCCUAGCUGCACUGUACAGUGCCGUAAUGGCCCCGCUGGCUAUCAAGAAGGUCAUCAGAUAUGUCGAUAGCCCUUUCGGAAUAGCAAAGGGAAGGGCGAUGAAGGCUGGCGAAGUCCUUGCCGACGCGAUCAUCGAAAGAGUUCAAGGCGAGCGACCGGUCAGUCUCGUGGGCAUGAGUCUGGGAGCAAGAGUGGUUUACAGCUGUUUGCUCACGUUGGCCAAGCGCGAAGCGUUUGGUCUGGUGGAGAAUGUUGUGAUCAUGGGCGGCGCUCUGCCGAGUGAUGAGGAGGCUUGGAGAGCCAUGAGGUCGGUUGUCUCUGGCCGGCUGAUCAACGUGUACAGCAGCCAGGACUAUAUCCUCGCUUUUCUCUACCGGACAACCUCAGCCCAAAUCGGUGCGGCGGGUGUUGAGGCCAUCGAAGGCGUCAGUGGUGUGGAAAACUAUGACAUGAGUGAGCAGGUCCCCGGACAUUUGGCAUAUAUGACGAGGACAGGGAGAAUUCUAGAGCAUGUCGGAUGGGAGGACAUCGAUGAAGAAGUCCUCAAGAAGCAAGAGACCCUGAACCAGCAGGUCGACGCUGAGGCCAAGGAGGAUCAGGAGAAAGGUGAGGAACCAGAAAAGGCAUUCGUGCAAGCAAGUGCUGCAGCAUGA
Messenger RNA from Cyphellophora attinorum, 2016 nucleotides. RefSeq lists its product as uncharacterized. The coding region runs from base 1 to 2016 and encodes 671 amino acids. NCBI's taxonomy places the organism in Eukaryota, Fungi, Ascomycota, Eurotiomycetes, Chaetothyriales, Cyphellophoraceae. The record is from RefSeq and is a predicted model, not a curated record. The transcript has a single exon.